Bombyx mandarina (wild silkworm) is the source of this 1363-nucleotide messenger RNA. RefSeq names its product odd-skipped family member drumstick (gene drm). Gene Ontology annotation, molecular function: DNA-binding transcription factor activity, RNA polymerase II-specific; RNA polymerase II transcription regulatory region sequence-specific DNA binding. The record is from RefSeq and is a predicted model, not a curated record. NCBI's taxonomy places the organism in Eukaryota, Metazoa, Arthropoda, Insecta, Lepidoptera, Bombycidae. Gene Ontology annotation, biological process: embryo development; regulation of transcription by RNA polymerase II. Gene Ontology annotation, cellular component: nucleus.
AAUGCGUGAUCUGUAUCGGGCGGGCGCGGGCGGCGCGAGGGGUGCGGGGUUCGUUCGGAAGCAGUGGCAGCUCCUAUCGACUCCUGGGUUAUUCUUCCUCAGGCCACUGCUGAUCGAGCUACGUACCAAGCGAGCCAGUUUUUUCUUACGACCGCACCUCACGCCGCACACUCGUCGAGCCCGCGCGAACACGAGGAGUCGCCACUAAUAAAUUACUGUUUUUUACUGCACUUCGGACAGUCACCGCCGCGCAGCCGACUAAUUUAUACGUAAACUAACAUAAAUCACCGAUAGUUGCGACUCCCAUCGCCCGAAUACAGCGUUCAAGCCCCGCCCGUCGUAAGCAUCACAUCUUAGUCCAGACAAAAUGUUCGCCGUGAUGCAAAUUGACGAAGAGCACACACGGGAUUUCAGACGCAAACUGCGCCCAAAAUGCGAGUUCGUUUGCAAGUACUGCCAACGUCGGUUCACGAAGUCCUACAACCUGAUGAUCCACGAACGCACCCAUAAGAGUCCGGAGCUGUCGUUCAGCUGUGAAGUGUGCGGGAAGAGCUUCAAGCGGCAAGACAACCUGCGCCAACACAGAUGUAGUCAAUGCUUGUGGCGGUGAAGGUGACGGAAGCACGAUCCAACAACAGCGGUCUCUCUUACAAUAUAGCGGAAAUCCAUUACAACCCCAGAAAAGAGACCGCGUACGUACGAUGGUGUUAAAUAACAUUAUCAUGGAUGAUGACGUCAUAUGCUAUGUACAUCUUUUAGUAUAUGGAAGAAGAAAAAAAAAAACAAAGUUACAUAACAGUAUUCGUGCUUCGUCGUUAACACCGCCAGAAUGGGAUAUUGCAAUUAACAAAAUUAAGAUGAAAAAAAAAAUUUAACUUUUUUGGAUACCGAUUUAAAAAAAAAAUCCCGCAUUUAUAAAACUGACAACAGCUCCGGAUAAAAAGAAUUAAGAUGUAGCUCUAAUCCUUAAUUAUAUUUUCUAAUAAUAUUGAUUGAUUAAAUUUUACCGUAAGUACUUAUUUAUACUUAAUUAACACGAAUAGCUUGAUAUAUAAUAUUGAAUUAUAAUAUAUACUAUAUCUAAUUUGCUUACAUGUAAAAAUAGAGUCGAUUCAAAUAUGGAUUAGAGUGACCACGUUCAAAGUAUUUAAAUAAACAUUUUAGGACCAUUUUUUUUUCAAAAUUCAAAACGCAUUCUGGUGAAUUUGUAAAUAGUAUUUUUUAUUAGGUUAAGUGACUUUAGCAUUUAAACGGCUUAACAACAUAACGUUACAUAUUAUGAUGUAAAGUAAUAUUUAUAUUAUAUUUAAAAAUAUUGUUAUUAAGCUUUUAUUAUACGUGGAACGUAACAUGUAGUUCUAGA